Messenger RNA from Sinocyclocheilus anshuiensis, 1542 nucleotides. Its product is annotated as XK-related protein 5-like. Lineage: Eukaryota; Metazoa; Chordata; Actinopteri; Cypriniformes; Cyprinidae. The record is from RefSeq and is a predicted model, not a curated record. Bases 1 to 1542 code for a protein of 513 amino acids. The transcript is spliced from 7 exons. Gene Ontology annotation, cellular component: membrane.
AUGCAGAAUCGAAAGGGAAGUGCGAUCAUAUGGAGUCACGUCUGCCUCUACUCUUUUUCAGGAGUCAUUGUUUUAUUGGAGAAAGCGGCACCAUUUGAGCGACACUAUCAUUCAAGAGGUUUGGGGUUAUGGUGCUGCAUGAAGUCUCAGGGUGGACAGGUUAAGUUUGGUGCAUUACUAAUGCAGCAGGCUGAUGUGUCUGCUCUGUUACUGAUCGAGGCCCUGACACUCAGCUUGCCUCAAAGUCUACUGCAGACCUACAGUUUAUUCACCCUUCACCCUGGCUUUCUGUCACCAGUGGUCUUAUGUGUCGGGCUGAGCCUGCUGAAUGUGUCCUGGUUUCUGGUCCUGUACAGCCGCUCAUGCUUUCUGCUCCGUCCUGGUCACUUGCACAUGACUCCCGCUGCAAUGCUGUGCCAGCUCAUAUGGAGAGGGGGCAUGCUGGGUGCCAGGGUGGCCAGCCUCAUGUUCUUCUGCAGUAUGUUUCACUGGUGGUCCUGUGGAGUCGUGGGUUUCCACUGGCUCAUUAUGACAUUCUGGCAAGUGUCCCAGCAGACAGAUAUCUGCAUUAACCGUGCUUCCUGGCGGCUCUUCAACUUCAUCUUAGGGUCAAUGCACAUUUUCGUCUUCCUUAACGUUAAAGAUGGGCCCUCUCGGUACCGCAUGACUGGAUUCUAUUUGUUAAUGUUGCUGGAGAACACGUUCCUUCUGCUUUUGGCGUCAGACUCGCUCAGUGGGAUUUCGUGGGACAGCACGAGUGUUCCUCUGAAUGUCUUAUGCAGCUUCCUUAUCGGUGUGAUUUUUGUUGUUCUUUACUACCGAUUUCUUCAUCCAAAAUCUACGGAGAUCCUCCAGAGUCUCAGACUCCAAAUGAGCCUGGCAACUACUGACAGAACAACCGAUGUGGACUGCAAGGACACAACACUCGAAUCCUCCACACACAAUCAUGGCACUUUCUCAGUGACUGGUUUUGCUCCUGACAAGCAGGCCGGAGGUUCUUCUGUUCAGCCUCUAGAGGGCGACUGGCACCAUCAUCAUAUGUUAAUACAUCUGGCUCUCAAAACUGGAAACACAGACAAGAUCAACUGCAUGUAUGGAGACAGAGGGCUUUCAGUCAUCCUGGAGAAUGAUGAUGCACCCGACAUAGACUCUGGAGGGGACGGUUGUAACCAGCCAAACAUGGAAGCAGGUGAACAAUCUAAAAGUAGUCCAGUUGAAAACCGUGAAGGAUUUUCUGUUGCUGAAGUGAGACAGCAGUCUCCAGAGAAGGGUGCAGUGUAUAACACCUGCCCUGCAGACUGCAGUAGCACUGUUUACUUCAGUGCAGAACCCCACUCCUCUUAUAGUGUCAGUGAUGCUACGUUAGAUAAAGAGAGUGUGGCUGUGAUCAGUCCUAUUAUGAAUGGAGCUGCGCUGCACCUGACUGCCAAACAGCUGUUAAACAGGAACCCAUGUUAUACCUCAACUCCAAUACCAGACCUCAAAACAAUGCAGAGUACAAGUCCUCGAUUAGGAGGGGCGAGAAGACAGGUGCAUUUUUAA